AUGGUUGCUCAUUUGAGUGAUUUUGGAUUGACAAGAUUACUUCCAAUUGAUGAAGUCAUCUCUAAUGAACAAAACAGCACAAUUAGAAUAAAGGGUACUAUUGGCUAUGUUCCUCCAGAAUAUGGAAUGGGUUCUAAGCUAUUGGUACAAGGUAACAUGUAUAGCUUUGGCAUUCUUGUGUUAGAGAUGUUAACUAAAAGAAGACCCACCGAAGCUAUGUUUAAAGAUGGCUACAAUCUUCAAACAUAUGUGAAAAUUUUAUUCCCAAACAAGCUUUUGGAGAUUGUGAGCCCGACUAUUCUUCCACGAGAGCUAGAACAUAUAGUGUUAGCAUCAGGAGACUCAUCAAAGAACAUGAUGCAAAUCCAUCCUAAUAUCGACAAAUGCUUGGGUUCUUUAUUUGAGAUUGGACUUGCAUGUUCAAUGGAAUCGCCUCAUGAAAGAACGAGUGCAAUUGAGGUCAUCAGGGAGCUAAAUUCCAUCAAAAGCUAUUUUCUUUUAUGGAACCAGAAUCGUGUCUGA
Messenger RNA from Neltuma alba, 522 nucleotides. RefSeq names its product probable LRR receptor-like serine/threonine-protein kinase At3g47570. Bases 1 to 522 code for a protein of 173 amino acids. Gene Ontology annotation, biological process: protein phosphorylation. The transcript is spliced from 3 exons. Gene Ontology annotation, molecular function: protein kinase activity; ATP binding. Lineage: Eukaryota; Viridiplantae; Streptophyta; Magnoliopsida; Fabales; Fabaceae. The record is from RefSeq and is a predicted model, not a curated record. Gene Ontology annotation, cellular component: membrane.